Messenger RNA from Megalops cyprinoides (Indo-Pacific tarpon), 1863 nucleotides. RefSeq names its product sorting nexin 6 (gene snx6). Gene Ontology annotation, molecular function: phosphatidylinositol binding. NCBI's taxonomy places the organism in Eukaryota, Metazoa, Chordata, Actinopteri, Elopiformes, Megalopidae. The transcript has 14 exons. Gene Ontology annotation, cellular component: endosome. The record is from RefSeq and is a predicted model, not a curated record. The coding region runs from base 199 to 1422 and encodes 407 amino acids.
UGAAUGCUUCUAUGCUUCUAUGCUUCUGGAGGAAUGGCCUACUACACCGCUGUGGCCUGUUCCAGUCCAGCUCUCUGGUUCCAUCUUGUAGUGUAGCUGCGUCUUUGUACGUCUCGUGCGUUAGCGGCUCCACCCUCUGAGAUCCCUGCGCCGCACGUCACGAGGCCCCGUCAGUGCCACAACUCCGUUCCUGCAGCCAUGAUGCAAGAAGGGCUGGACGAUGGUCCCGAUUUCCUCUCGGAAGAGGACAGAGGACCCAGGGCAGUCAAUGUGGACCUACAGACUGACGCAACACUACAAGUGGACAUUUCAGAUGCCCUGAGUGAGAGAGACAAGGUCAAGUUCACCGUUCACACCAAGAGCACUCUUCCCAGCUUUAAGCAGAACGAGUUUUCGGUGGUGCGACAGCAUGAGGAGUUCAUCUGGCUUCAUGACUCCUUUGUGGAGAAUGAGGAGUACGCCGGAUACAUUAUUCCCCCUGCCCCACCCAGACCUGACUUUGAUGCUUCGAGGGAGAAACUACAGAAAUUGGGGGAAGGGGAGGGCUCCAUGACCAAGGAGGAGUUCACCAAAAUGAAGCAGGAACUGGAAGCUGAAUACCUUGCCAUCUUCAAGAAGACUGUGGCAAUGCAUGAGGUCUUUCUGUGUCGUGUGGCAGCUCACCCCGUCCUCAGGAAGGACCUAAAUUUUCAUGUGUUCUUAGAGUACAACCAAGACUUGAGUGUGCGGGGUAAAAACAAGAAGGAGAAGCUGGAGGACUUCUUCAAGAAUGUGGUGAAAUCUGCUGAUGGUGUUCUGGUGGCAGGAGUGAAGGAUGUAGAUGAUUUCUUUGAACAUGAGAAGACAUUCCUUUUAGAAUACCAUAAUCGUGUCAAAGAUGCUUCUGCCAAAUCUGAUAGAAUGAUCAAGUCUCAUAAAAGUGCUGCAGAUGAUGUCAACAGAAUCGCCUCCACUCUGUACACGUUAGGGACGCAGGACUCGACCAAUGUUUGCAAAUUUUUCUUGAAAGUGUCUGAGCUGUUUGAAAAAACACGGAAAAUCGAGGCACGUGUGGCUGCAGACGAAGACCUGAAGCUCGCUGACUUGUUGAAGUAUUACCUCAGGGAGUCUCAAGCCGCAAAGGAUCUUCUGUACAGAAGGGGGAGGGCACUAGUGGAUUAUGAGAAUGCAAACAAAGCGCUGGACAAAGCCAGAGCCAAGAACAAAGAUGUCCUUCAAGCAGAGACCAGCCAGCAAGUUUGCUGUCAGAAGUUUGAGAAGAUUUCUGAAUCGGCAAAGCAAGAGCUCAUAGACUUUAAGACGAGACGGGUAGCAGCUUUCCGUAAGAACCUGGUGGAACUGGCAGAACUGGAACUCAAACAUGCCAAGGGUAAUCUACAGCUGUUGCAAAGCUGUCUUGGGGUCCUAAAGGGAGACACAUAAGGCUCUAGUUGACAGUCCACCAUAAAGGGCUUCCCACCCUCUGCUUUGGGUCUUGUGUUUUUGGGAACGUUGAAGAUGAGAGCCUUUUGAGGGUCUGUUGGCAGCACUCAGCAUCAGACACCUUUCGUCCCUUGACCACCCCUAAGAACAAGGAAGUCUGCCGUGGAAUGUCCACACAGCACAAAAAAUCUUCAUUUAAUCAUGUCAACUUUUAAUCAUUAACAGUUGUUGUUUUCCAUGGAAUCUGCACUGUAAAUAUCACGUCAUUUCUGUCCAUGUUUUCUUUUUGCUUGGUGUAACCUUUGAAGUCAAUAGUUUCAGUAAUCCUCUCUGUGAUACUGCUCAAUACUGCUGUUCCAGUUGAGCUGAUUGUUACUAUUAUUAAAGUGUAUUGUCACGAAAAGCCUUGUACAUGUUGUAUUAGUUUUUACUAUGCCACUA